GGAUCUUUACGGCGCCUAUAGAAGUGGGUGGAGCAAAGCUUAUAUAUAUCUCCUUGUCGAUCUCAUUCUCGACCACUCGAUUCAUUCACAUCCAAAAACAAAUGUCCUCCUUGCACAUGCUGAUGAGAACACGUUCGCCCAUGGCGCUAAGCGCCGUAUGCAGACAGUUUUCUGUCGUCAGCCAGACGAGGCCAGACGCGACAUCUUUCACACUCAAUAGUACCGUUGAAUCGUCAUGUUGUCAAAGAACAUCAACAGCAGUACCAUCGACUAUUCAGGCGUUAUACUACAGGACGCUAAACACAUCUCUCCGGGAACAUUCGUCAACACGCUACUUUUCCACGUCGAUAUCAACAGCAAAGUCUUCGCCUUCCAACUCUUCGUCAUCAGAUCCACCACAGUUGACACACACGGAUCCGAAAACCGGCAAGGCCUCGAUGGUCUCGGUGGCGGAUAAACCUUCGACCCACAGGACGGCGCUCGCAGUGUCCUCGAUCUGGCUACCAGGGAUCGCCUUUGAUCUGCUCAAAAGGAACGCGCACAAGAAGGGGGAUGUCCUCACAGUUGCACAGAUUGCGGGGAUCCAGGCCGCCAAGCAGACCUCGAACCUGAUCCCGUUGUGUCACCCCCUGUUGCUGACACAUAUAUCAGUGCAGCUCAAGCUGGUGGAAGAUUCCGAGGAACCGAAGACCAAUAGUAGCGCUGAUCAGCAGCAACAACAGCAGGGUGACUCGAGCCCAUUGAAAGGAGGCCGAGUCGAGAUCGAAAGCCGGGUGGCGUGCAUGGGCAAUACGGGCGUGGAAAUGGAAGCGUUGACGGGCGCAACGGUCGCGGCCUUGACGGUGUUUGAUAUGUGUAAGGCUGUCGGAAAGGAUAUGGUGAUUGGUGAGAUCAAGGUGCUGGAGAAGACCGGUGGCAAGAGCGGCCAUUACAAACAUCAGCAGAAAGACUCUGAGCGCCGGAGCCAUGGUAUCUGAGUUCCAGGCACUUACAUAGUUCAGAACCCUUGCAGAAAGGGCGUAGCCCAAACCCUUAAGAAUUUUAGUUCAGUCACGAAUGCCAAAAAAUGUAAACACACA
Gamsiella multidivaricata is the source of this 1079-nucleotide messenger RNA. RefSeq names its product Molybdopterin cofactor biosynthesis C domain-containing protein. The transcript has 2 exons. The coding region runs from base 102 to 977 and encodes 291 amino acids. The record is from RefSeq and is a predicted model, not a curated record. Lineage: Eukaryota; Fungi; Mortierellomycota; Mortierellomycetes; Mortierellales; Mortierellaceae. Gene Ontology annotation, biological process: Mo-molybdopterin cofactor biosynthetic process.